AUGCCCGCUGCUCGCAUCAACACGCCCAUCGCUGCGGUGGCGUGCAAGGACUUGCGAGAGAUUCGCGUCUAUUACGUUACUGUGGCUAGCAGGGUGCAGGAGAUUUGCCACACCCAGGGCAAAGGUUGGGUCAAAGGCGCGGUCUUGGGCACCGCAGCCGAGAACAGCUCCUGCUUGUACGCGCAAGGGCGACUCACCAAGGAGGCUUCGAUCAGGGUCGGGUUCCAGUGUUCCUCUGCUCCCCAGACUAUCACAGAAGCUUGUUACCAUGAGCACCAGGGAUGGAAGAACCGUGUCUUGUAAAUUGGGAGAGCAUGUUAGCGUACAUAGCCUCGCAUGCUAAGGAUGUGAUCAGGUUACCAGCUUUCUAUCAGUGCAAAGUUGUAUGUUGUACGUUAUAUGUAUGUAGGCUUGUAAUGUUGAAGACGUUAUAAGUAUGACCAUUGACCACAGCAGGACA
This is a messenger RNA of Suillus paluster, 460 nucleotides long. RefSeq lists its product as uncharacterized. The coding region runs from base 1 to 303 and encodes 100 amino acids. The transcript is spliced from 2 exons. The record is from RefSeq and is a predicted model, not a curated record. NCBI's taxonomy places the organism in Eukaryota, Fungi, Basidiomycota, Agaricomycetes, Boletales, Suillaceae.